CUCGAAUUUGCUUUUGCUUGCACAAUGAGCACCGAAAAGUACGCCGAAGUAAGCACCCCCGUCGGCCACGCCGACCUCGAAGACGCCGGCAAAAAGGUUCACGGCAAGCCCAACUCGUUCGUCCAGAUUUGUCUCCUCGGUCUCGUCCUCUUUGGCUGCCCCGGUAUGUUCAACGCCAUCAACGGCAUGGGCGCCGCUGGCCAAGUCGACGCGACCGCCGGCUCUAACGCCAACGUCGCUCUCUACGCGACGUUCGCGUCCUUCUCGAUCGUCGCCGGUUCGAUCCACAACGUCCUCGGUCCUCGUCUUACGCUCUUCAUCGGCGGUCUCCCGUACGUGCUCUACAUUGCCUCGCUCCUCAACUACAACCACACGCAGAACGGCACGUUUGUGAUUGUCGCUGGCGGUAUCCUCGGCGUCGGCGCCGGCCUCCUCUGGACGGCCCAGGGCGCUGUCGUGCUCUCGUACCCGACCGAGAACGAGAAGGGCAAAUACAUCUCCACCUGCUGGGUCAUCUUCAACCUCGGCGGUGUCAUUGGUGCGCUCGUGCCGUUCAUUCUCAACUUCAACUCGGAGGCUGGCAAUGUCUCGGACGCCACGUACAUUGUCUUCCUCGUCUUGAUGGUGUGCGGUGCCUCCAUGUCGCUCUUCAUGAAGAAGCCCGAUUCGAUCAUCCGCUCGGACAACACGCAGGUCGACUACCCCAAGUCGGCGUCCGUCAAGGACGAGAUCAAGUGCUUGUACGAAGCCAUUUUCGACUGGCGCAUGCUCUGCCUCAUCCCCGCCUCGUUUGCGUCCAACUUUUUCUACGGCUACCAGUUCAACGCGGUGAACGCGCACAUGUUUUCGCUCCGCACGCGCGGUUUCAACGGUGUCUUGUACUGGGGCAUGCAGAUGGUCGGUGCCUUCGUCUUUGGCAACUACGUCAUGGACAAGGAGUCCGUCUCGCGUGCGACGCGCGGCAAGGUCGGUCUCGCGAUCGCCACGGGUCUCACCUUCCUCGCGUGGAUCCUCGGUGUCAUCGUCCAGAAGGAUUUUACUCGCGACGACCCGAAGCAGAACAUUGACUUUACCGAGAGCAGCCGCGCCGCCUUUCCCAUGAUUGUUUUCUUGCUCUACGGGUUGGUCGACGCCGUCUACCAGAACUACGUCUACUGGGUCAUUGGCGCCAUGUCCAACGACCCGAUGGACCUCGCGCGCUUUGUGGGUUUGUACAAGGCGUUCCAGAGCGCGGGUGGUGCGAUCUCGUGGCGUAUCGACGUGCUCGAAGUGUCGUACAUGACGCAGCUCAUCAUCAACUGGGCGCUCAUGGCCAUCUCGUUCCCGUUCAUGUACCUCGUCGUCCGCAAGCUCUCCAACUAAGCGAUUCGAUAGCAUCUUGUAUCAUGCCUAAUGACACCAUUUUUGCGCUGUUUUGAUCGCCUCUUGUU
This is a messenger RNA of Saprolegnia diclina VS20, 1430 nucleotides long. RefSeq lists its product as hypothetical. The coding region runs from base 25 to 1362 and encodes 445 amino acids. NCBI's taxonomy places the organism in Eukaryota, Oomycota, Saprolegniomycetes, Saprolegniales, Saprolegniaceae. The record is from RefSeq and is a predicted model, not a curated record. The transcript has a single exon.